Pseudophryne corroboree (corroboree frog) is the source of this 1719-nucleotide messenger RNA. Its product is annotated as cytochrome b-c1 complex subunit 1, mitochondrial. Gene Ontology annotation, molecular function: metal ion binding. Bases 9 to 1484 code for a protein of 491 amino acids. The record is from RefSeq and is a predicted model, not a curated record. Gene Ontology annotation, cellular component: mitochondrion. The transcript is spliced from 13 exons. NCBI's taxonomy places the organism in Eukaryota, Metazoa, Chordata, Amphibia, Anura, Myobatrachidae.
CCGUGCGCAUGCGCUCUGCGAGUCUCACUCCUGUCAGCUGGAAGAUGGCGGCGUCCGUGUGUAGAGCCGGGAGUUCCGCGGCGGGCAGAGUCCUCUUCGCCGCCCGCUCGCCGGCAUUGCUUCGCCUAAAAAGGAAUCAGAGCGCCGUAUCUUAUGCGCAGACUUUGAGUAACAUUCCCGAGACCCAGGUUACCACCCUGGACAACGGACUGCGUGUUGCUUCCGAAGAAUCCAGCCAGCCCACCUGCACAGUCGGAGUCUGGAUCGCAGCUGGCAGCCGCUAUGAAAAUGAAAAAAACAACGGCUCUGCAUAUUUCCUGGAGCAUUUGGCGUUCAAGGGGACAAAGAAACGCCCGCAGGCUGCUCUGGAGCAGGAGGUGGAGAGUAUGGGGGCUCACCUAAGCACUUAUACCUCCCGAGAGCAGACGGCUAUCUUCAUAAAGGCACUGUCCAAGGAUUUACCUAAAGCUGUGGAGAUACUAGCUGAUGUGGUGCAGAAUAACAGCUUGGAGAACUCCCAGAUUGAGAAGACGCGUGAGGUGGUUCUGCGCGAGUUGCAGGAGGUUGACUUCAAUCUGCAGGAAGUAGUCUUUGAUUACCUCCAUAGCACAGCCUACCAAGGAACUCCCCUGGGGAACACCGUGGUGGGUCCUUCCGAAAAUGCCAAGAAGCUGACUCGGGCCGAUCUACUUGAGUACAUCAACCUCCACUAUAAGGCCCCUCGCAUGGUCCUAGCAGCAGCUGGAGGGAUUGAUCACAAGGAGCUGUGUGACCUUGCCCAGCGGCACCUUGGCGGCCUUUCUGGAGAAUACGAGGACGAUGUCAUACCCGUGCUGGCUCCUUGCAGGUUUACAGGAAGUUCGCUUGGUGCCCGUAACGACGACUUGCCCUUGGCUCACGUAGCUAUUGCCGUAGAAGGGCCAUCGUGGAACAGUAACGAUAAUGUGGCUUUGUCUUUAGCCAACACCAUCAUAGGCAACUAUGAUGCUACGUUUGGAGGGGGCAAGAACCUUUCGAGCAAUGUGGCCAGGGCCGCAGCUGAGUAUAAUCUCUGCCAGAGUUUCCAGGCGUUUAACAUUCGUUACUCUGACACCGGGUUGCUCGGGAUGCAUUUUGUGAGUGACAAACACAACAUUGAAGACACGCUGCACAUUGCUCAGGCAGAAUGGAUGCGUCUAUGUACCAGCUCAACAGACAGCGAGCUGGCCCAGGCGAAAAAGACCCUGAAAAGUGCUCUGGUGGCCCAGCUAGAUGGGACGACCCCAGUAUGUGAGGAUAUCGGGCGCCAGAUACUAGCCUAUGGUCAGCGCAUUUCUUUGGAAGAAUGGAAUUCCAGAAUUGAUGCUGUCACUGCUAAGACGCUGAGGGAGGUUUGCUCCAAAUACCUGUAUGAUAAAUGUCCUGCCGUGGCUGCAGUUGGUCCCAUUGAGCAGCUUCCUGACUACAAUCGUAUCCGCAGUGCUAUGUACUGGCUGCGUUUCUAAACACUGUGACCCAGCGCCCGUUGUGUCUGAAGGUUUCUGGAAGAGAAGCGAGAGAUUUCCUUUCUUACCGCCAACUGUGGUUUCUGCAAAUCAUACCAGCAGUUAUAACUGAGGAUACAAAGUGGACUUGAGACUCCCAUCUGCAGCUUGUGCAAAAUAUCCACAGUCGUCUUUGCUUUCUUUAUUUUCAGAAUUGUGCAAAAUGGCACCACAGAAUAAAAUGUAAUUUAAAUGG